Humulus lupulus (European hop) is the source of this 2321-nucleotide messenger RNA. Its product is annotated as apoptosis inhibitor 5-like protein API5. Gene Ontology annotation, biological process: regulation of programmed cell death. Gene Ontology annotation, molecular function: mRNA binding. The transcript has 16 exons. NCBI's taxonomy places the organism in Eukaryota, Viridiplantae, Streptophyta, Magnoliopsida, Rosales, Cannabaceae. Bases 281 to 1930 code for a protein of 549 amino acids. Gene Ontology annotation, cellular component: nucleus. The record is from RefSeq and is a predicted model, not a curated record.
GCCUCGUUCUCCCUGUUUUCUCAAAACCCUCACAGAACAACACAUAACACAGUGUGACUUUCUCUCUCUAAAAGCUCUCUCUCUCUCUCUCUCUCUCUCUCUCUCUCUCUCACUCAUAGACUGUAAGUAAAGCAAAACCCUUGUGCUGUUCUUCCCCAGAGUUUUCAAUAUGUGUAGUAUUUGUCUAAGUAUGACUGACUCUAUCCGAUACAAUUACUCAUUUUUGUUCUAUUCAAUUUUCGCUCAGCGCUAGAAGAAGACAACAAUACCAACUCCUCCAAUGUCCGAUCCCUCCGACGACGCUUCCCACAUCGAGAAGCUCUACGAAUUCGGCGAGCGUCUCAACGAAUGCAAGGACAAGUCCCAGAAUGUCAAGGACUACCAGGGGAUUAUUGAUGCGGCCAAGACGAGUAUCAAGGCUAAGCAAUUGGCUGCCCAGCUCAUUCCUAGGUUUUUCAAGUUCUUUCCUGACCUGUCCGGUCCCGCCAUCGAUACUCACCUUGAUUUGAUCGAGGAAGAGGAGCUUGGGGUUCGGGUACAAGCGAUUCGGGGACUACCCCUUUUCUGCAAGGAUACGCCAGAACAUAUUGCCAAGAUAGUGGACAUUCUUGUGCAACUUCUCGCAGCUGAAGAAUUUGUGGAGCGUGAUGCUGUUCAUAAAGCUCUCAUGGCUCUUUUGAGGCAGGAUGUGAAAGCUUCAUUGACAGCCUUAUUUAAGCAUAUUGGUAGUGUUGACGAGCCAAGCACAGAUGAAUUUAUUCGGGAGAAGGUGUUAAGCUAUAUAAGAGAUAAGGUAUUUCCUAUUAAAGGAGAACUGUUGAAGCCACAGGAAGAAAUGGAGAGGCAUAUUACAGACUUAAUAAAAAAGAGUUUAGAAGAUGUAACUGGAGCAGAAUUUAGAAUGUUCAUGGACUUCUUAAAAAGUUUGAGCAUAUUUGGAGAGAAAGCUCCUCCAGAACGCAUGAAAGAACUAAUUGGAAUUAUUGAAGGUCAAGCCGAUUUAGAUGCACAGUUCAAUGUUUCAGAUGCUGACCAUAUAGACAGAUUGAUAUCUUGCCUUUACAUGGCUCUUCCAUUUGUCGUGAGAGGUGCAUCAAGUAGUAAGUUCCUCAACUAUCUCAGUAAGCACAUAAUACCCGUCUUCGACAAGCUACCUGAGGAACGCAAGUUGGAUUUGCUCAAAGCACUUGCAGAAAUUUCACCUUACACAACUCCUCAAGAUUCACGUCAGAUCCUUCCUUCUAUUGUUCAACUACUAAAGAAGUACAUGCCUCGAAGGAAGACUGGAGAAGAGAUGAACUUCACUUAUGUUGAGUGCUUGUUAUAUACAUUUCAUCAUCUUGCUCAAAAGGUUCCCAAUGCCACAAACAGUUUAUGUGGUUACAAAAUAGUUACAGGCCAACCAUCGGAUAGGCUUGGAGAGGACUUCUCAGAGCAGUACAAAGAUUUAACUGAAAGGUUGACUAGUGUGGAGGAGCUGACUAGAGCUACCAUGAAGAAGUUGACUCAGGGAAUGGCUGAACACAAUAAAGCAAUGGCGGCAGCCAAAUCCGAUGAGGCAAAGGGUAACAUUAAAACUCAAAAGCAGAACACAACAACUGGAUUGCGAACCUGCAAUAACAUUUUGGCAAUGACAAAGUCAUUACAUGGAAAAACACCCACAUUUAUUGGAGAUAAGAGCAUAAAUUUGUCUUGGAAAGAGGCAACCAAACCUGCAGUGUCUUCCUCUACUACGGUUGGAGGUAAACGUCCUGCUAAUGCUGCUAACGGGUCAGGCAAUGCUGCUUCGAAAAAGGGCCGCGGAGGUGGUGGUUUGCCAAACCAGCUUGUUAAUAGAGCAUUUGAAGGUUUAUCUCAAGGUGGCAGAGGUGGUGGUAGAGGCCGAGGCAGGGGAUGGGGUGGUCGUGGAAGAGGAAGGGGUUUCCGGUAGUCUGUCUCGGUGAGUGAUGCAGUUAGGAAAAAAGCUACAAAAUUCCAGGAUAUGUACCAGAAGAAUGCUCAUUGGGCACUUGAUGUAUGGAAUUCUUCUUCUCUUAGGGAUAUGAUAUGUUUUGUUUCUCAUAGGAAGUUGAUGAGUUCGGACUCGAUUUCGACUAACCCCAAUUAUUGUAUUGCUCUGGAGAUUAUAGAGUGGCAGGAGAGUAGACCAAAACAACAAAAAACAAAAUUAGACCAUUCAGGAGAAAAGUGCAGUUAGUGAACCGAUUGUGUCUGUUUUAGUGAAAUUUGAUUCAAAGGACUGUUUUGUAGUUCAAAUAAUCAGUGACUAUUGUUGAGUGCGUGACCAAAAUAUUAGUGUAUGACUCGAGAGAGUUUAUUUA